AUGGCGCCUAAGAUGAGCAAGUUGGCUUCUGAGCCAACCGUUGAGCCUCAUCAAUCUGACGCUCAGCCUGCUUCGGGAUACCCAGAGACCGCUCCUUUGCCAGAAGUUGAAUCAGAUGCUCACGAGAGCGACGCUCCCACCAGUGAGACAUCUGAUGAGACAGAGUCGGAGGAAGACAAGAAGAGCAAUGACGGUCAAGAAGACACUCAGGACAAGGACCAUGACGACAAGGACGACCCUUCCUGUGCCACUCCAACACUGACGUCUGCGGCCGCUUCUUCGUCUGACCCUGCUCCGAUUCCUGCCGAGUUCUUUGACCCCAACUUUGACAAGAUGAUUGAGGAGGCCACUUCCAUUGACGAGUUGAACAAGUUGCACGACGAUGCUUUGGCUCGCUCCACCUACUACUGGAAGCAGAAGGUGGCUUUGAAAAAGAUUCUCACCAAGGCGGUCAAUGCUCGCAAGAAGGAGUUGCGGAAGCAGAGGGAGGAGCAGGAAAAGCAGAACAAGACGGAGCAGGUGGUGCCAACUCUAACCAUUCACGUGGUGAUUGAUGGCAAGUCCUACGCCCUGACUCUCAAUGCAACGUCCACAGUCAAGGACAUUCGGGACGCUCUCAAAGUCAACUACGGCUUUACCAUCAAGCGCUUGAAGAAGCUCCGCUACUUGAUGAAUGGAGAGGACAUGGGCUUGCACGCUCGCAGGGAGAUUGGUUCGGGCAAGACUGGUGGCACAGGGUGGAAGAUGACCAAUGACAGCAUUGUCCAGACUUCGGUGGUCGGCCGAGGUGGUGGAAAGCGAGGACGUUCUACGACAACCAUCAGCAAGGAGGAGAAAAUCAACGCAAAGCAGUUGGAGAUGCAGAUGUCCGUGAGCCACGUCUUGAACCUUGGCAUCCCCGACAUGACCUUCAACAAGCAGUUUUUGGAGCAGCUUUCCAACAUGCUUUCGCAAGGCAACGGCAUUGACGAUGUGUUGGACAGCCUUCCCGCCGAGAAGUGCAAACGCAUCCAAGCCUACAUCUUCACAACCAACAACGAGACCUCUCGCUUUGACUUCAUCGCCAAGAUUUGCCUUGACCAGUUCUUCACACGCAUCAGCCAGAUGAGCGCCUUGAAUGACUUGAUGACGGACACAGCAAAGACGACGACCGCCUACGCCCUCUACAAGAGUUACUUGACCGACGCUUCCCGUAUGUCGUGGGAGGGCUUCCGCAUGACACUUGACAAAAUCAUUGAGAAGAAGCAGAUUGAAGCUGCCCAGACCGCCACAGGUUGUGAAGUCACCGAGAAGCCUGCCUACCAUGCUGACGACUUCUAG
Effrenium voratum is the source of this 1320-nucleotide messenger RNA. The record is from the annotation of a GenBank genome assembly. NCBI's taxonomy places the organism in Eukaryota, Dinophyceae, Suessiales, Symbiodiniaceae.